AACUUUUUUACCAUUCUCUCUCCAUAGCAAUGAUAUGGCACGUUCGCAUUUUCUUCGGAGUUUACGUCCAAGCUCCGAGCCGUAUCAACUUCCCCAGUUCUGCGGAUUCUUCCCGAACAUCUCUUCCUCCGUUUAAGUGAAAUAUUUCGACGCCAUCCAUGAAUCCAUCGAAGCUGCGGAGUCUACGACCCACCAUUGGAGCAAUCGCAUGCUUCGGCGGCGCAGCUUUCUUCGGAACAUGGUACAGACGAUCAUUCGCAGAUCGUAGCACCGCGAGUCGAACCUUCGAUCCGGACUACUUCUCACAAUUCACCCUCGAGUCAAAGCAGCCCGUUUCCUCUACAAGCGCCAUAUUCACCCUACGCCAGCACAUCCCCGGCAAAGACGAGGCCGAUAAGCUUCAAGCUUUCAACGAACGUUUCUGGAGAACGCUUUGGAGCGUGCAGAUUAAGCAGCCCCAACUUCAAAUCGGGAGGGAUUACACGCCGCUACCCCCUUUACUCGACGAUGAUGGCUCUACGAACCAUUCCAACUCGAUCAAGCUCCGUCUAUACGUCCGCGCGUAUAACCCUGGAGAAAUGUCCUCCUACAUCCACCGCCUACCAAUAGCUGGAAAGCUAGACCUCCGAGGACCGCAUAAUGAACUCGCUGUGGAUGGCGAUAUAGAAGAGGUUGUCUUUCUUGCUGGAGGGACGGGGAUUGCUCCAGCUAUGCAAAUGGCAUACGCGCUGUCGCAGUAUCCAAAUGCUCGCAUGUCCAUUUUGUGGGCAUGUAGGCAACGCGAAGAUUGCGCUGGUGGAGAGGGCAGUGUAGUACCCCCCUCGAAGUCGUGGAAAGAUCGACUAUCUGGAUCGAAGCAAAUCCCUGUUGCGAUUUCCGCUGGCCCCAAGAGCCCGAUUGUCGAGGAGCUCGAAGGGUUACAGAAACGCUGGAACGAUGGCUCCGAUUCAGCGGGUGGGCGACUACGGAUACAGUACUUUGUGGACGAAGAGGGGACGUUCAUCAACUACAAGGAGGUCAUGACGCUAGCUAAGCCCAGCGCACCUGCAAGUCCUUCUUCUCGUGGGAAGAAGGUCCUGUUUGUCUCCGGCCCUGAUGGUUUCAUCAACUAUUGGGCUGGUCCGAAGGUAUGGCGUGAUGGCCAAGAACAGCAAGGACGGUUAGGUGGAGUCCUCGCCCGCCUAAAUCUACGGGACUGGACCGUAUGGAAGCUAUAGACGUCGAAUGUGCAGUGACAGGAAUUUAUGCAGCGUUUGAUGCUCUGCUGGAUUCCGCUGCUGCCCUCUAUCUCGGAGACGUUGUUCCCGGCGCUUUGGAGAUCCCCCGAUGCCCACGAUCAUG
Molecule: messenger RNA, 1341 nt
Organism: Eremomyces bilateralis CBS 781.70
Lineage: Eukaryota; Fungi; Ascomycota; Dothideomycetes; Eremomycetales; Eremomycetaceae
Exons: 1
Coding region: 159-1217 (352 amino acids)
Molecular function (GO): oxidoreductase activity
Source: RefSeq, a predicted model, not a curated record